Rotaria socialis is the source of this 339-nucleotide messenger RNA. NCBI's taxonomy places the organism in Eukaryota, Metazoa, Rotifera, Eurotatoria, Philodinida, Philodinidae. The record is from the annotation of a GenBank genome assembly.
AUGAAUGAUCAACAGCAAAAACAACUAUUCGAUAAUAGCACGAAAUUAUAUUCUUUUAUCGUAUCACCAUUGUCGUCGCCUCUAUCACCAGUUCGCACACGUACCGUAAUUAAUGUUAUUUAUAUAUCAGGCAUUGUUUUUAUGAUAAUCGUUUUUCUUGUUCUACUCUGGAUUAAUUUAUAUAGUCAACGGUGUUGGUGCUGGCACGAUACACUUCUUAUACAGAGAUUUAAUCGUGAAUGGAUAAUACGACGUUCAAAGACGAGAAAUACUGAUACGUCAUUAUCAAAACAUCAACAACAAGGAAGAUUAACUAAUGAUAAUGAACUUCUUUCUUAA